Molecule: messenger RNA, 567 nt
Organism: Saccoglossus kowalevskii
Lineage: Eukaryota; Metazoa; Hemichordata; Enteropneusta; Harrimaniidae
Product: tenascin-N-like
Molecular function (GO): protein binding
Source: RefSeq, a predicted model, not a curated record
CACAAAUGAUUGAUUAUCAAAUCAAAGAGGUCAUUGCUGCAACUUCCGGGUUAUCUGACGGUGAUGUGGCAAUUGUAUGUACAAUAUGUGCAGUCGUGGGAAUUAUCAUCGUAACUAUCAUAACUGGUGUGAUUUGUAUAAAAAUACGACGAUCCAGCAGAAGCAGCAAUGACACUGACGACAACUACCAAGACAUCGAUUUAUCAGUCCAGGAAGAAGAAAUUAAACAAAACGAAUAUGCAGAAUUACAGCCACGAGAACCCGAAGCUCAAUAUGCUAGCUUGGCUGAAGUGUAUCUUUAUUCUAAUGAGUCUAUUUAGUUCGCCAUUUUAACAUGCUUUAGAUGUUUUGAAAACUAUCUGAUACUCAAUCACAUUAUGACACCUCACGCAAGCCAUCUAAGAAACACGUCAAUUAUUGCAUCAAUUGUCCAAUAUAAAGUUAUGACAGAAAUGUAAUUACAGAGCCGAAGUGAAGAGUAUGAGCUUAUAUUAAAGGGGAGCAGAGGUAUAGCCUUUGACACUCUGUACAUGACAUUUGAGAUCUAUGAAUAAAUUCUGUCGAUAA